GGAUAUAUUAGGAUAAUGCUCACAUAAAUCUUUAGGACCAAUUAAAGGCCAUUUGCCAACGCACGUGAGGUGUGCUGCCAAUAAACAACAUCCAGGCGAAUCCAUACGAGAUACGAUUAGUUUCGAGUUGCCACACGCAAUAUGGGAGCGUAUCGGGAUUCGAACAGUUGCGGAAGAUUUCUGUCGAAUCUGGUGCUUUUCCUGGUGUAUCCUUGCGUGUGCUGCUGGCAGUUCCUGAACCGGACUUUCGCCGUCCAGCCCUGGGACCGGCCGAGGCCCAUGUCCGGGGACGGCUUGGAGGACGAAACGGACCUGGACGAGUACGAUGUUCACCUGCAACGGCAAGGAUUAUUGCGGGGUUCAACGUUGGUGCAGCGACAGGUGCAACUAACGACCACGACCCAGGCCAAUACGAGCGGGAGUGAGGAGUUGGAAGAGCUAUCCAAACUGUUGACUCAGACUGGAGAGAGUGACCGGGAGGAUGAGGGGGACAGGUAUCCGGGCCGGUACAGUAAUACUGAGGACGAGGCCAUCGACACCCGGUACGUGCUGAAUGUGAUGAACGAGAGUCGGAAAUCGUUGCGAGCGGUGCAUUCAUCGAGUUCCCCCGGAACCAGCGGCAUUCGAUCACGGAGAAGACACCGCUCAAACGAAUCGAGACCGAGCUGACCAGCUGGUGGCUGACCUGCUGGGGGCCAAAAUCGUGUUCCGUCGGCUGGAGGCUUCCUGUGGCCGGGUCGUAAUGCCGGAGGGUUAUCCGUACAGCCUGCAGGGUUUCUUCAUUGCUGUCGGACCAGAGCGGUACCAGUUCUUCACGCAUGCCUCGCUGAAGCAGUUUUGGACUGUUGAGGAGAGAACGUCGCAAGUGGUGCAAAUUGAACCACGGGUUUUGUGUUCGGGAACUUUUACACAGACUUACAAUUCAAACGUGGAAGUUUGGCUAGCGAGUGAUUUGUCCGUUCAACCGAAGCAAGGAGCACCCGUAAUUAACGUUGAAUACCAAUGAUUGAGAGUUUUGUUGUGAAGUGUAAACUGAAGAAUGAUAAUGUUUAUACAUA
Messenger RNA from Culex quinquefasciatus (southern house mosquito), 1058 nucleotides. RefSeq lists its product as uncharacterized. NCBI's taxonomy places the organism in Eukaryota, Metazoa, Arthropoda, Insecta, Diptera, Culicidae. The record is from RefSeq and is a predicted model, not a curated record. Bases 142 to 669 code for a protein of 175 amino acids. The transcript is spliced from 5 exons.